Messenger RNA from Guyanagaster necrorhizus, 861 nucleotides. Its product is annotated as NAD(P)-binding protein. The transcript has 5 exons. Bases 1 to 861 code for a protein of 286 amino acids. Lineage: Eukaryota; Fungi; Basidiomycota; Agaricomycetes; Agaricales; Physalacriaceae. The record is from RefSeq and is a predicted model, not a curated record.
AUGUCCCCCCAGCUCGUCUGGUUAAUCACAGGAACCACUUCAGGCCUCGGUCGACGGCUCGUAGCAUCUGUUUUGGCUCGAGGUGACCGUGUGGUAGCCACCGCACGCUCUCUAGCAAAAUUACAAGCCCUUCACCCAUCCGGAGACUCUGGAAAUCUCCAUCUCGUUCAGUUAGACGUUACCGCAGGUUUUGACGCCAUCAAAACUGCAGUCGACGACGCCGUUUCGAGAUGGGGAAAGAUUGAUGUGCUUGUAAACAAUGCUGGCACCGGAUGCCUUGGACUCCUAGAGGAGAGUGGAACGAAAAUGCUGAGAGAGCAGUUUGAAACAAACGUUUUUGCUGUUGUUGAUGUCACCAAUGCCGUCCUCCCUUAUAUGAGGGCGCAAAAGCAAGGAACGAUAGUCGUUAUCGGCAGUCGCUCCGUAUGGAGGGCAGAUACUGCGGGGAUCGGAACGUACGCAGCAUCAAAAGCAGCUAUUCAUGCUAUAACCGAAUCCCUCAGCUCCGAAUUAGCCCCAUUCAACGUCCGUGUGCUCCUCGUCGCACCAGGCGCCUUCCGCACCGAAGGGAUGUAUUCGAUCCCCUUCAACGUUAAGAACCCCAUUUCGGACUACGAUGAUAUUCGCACCUCCGCUAUCGCACGCUUCGGUUCCGUUCCGGGGACGGAACCCGGCGACCCUGUGAAAGCGAUGGAAACACUGGUCGAUACGGUAAGAGGCGAGGGUUCAGCAGAAGGAAAGGCUUGGCCUACUUGGUUAUUGUUGGGCCACGAUGCGGAGAAGGACUUGCGGACCAAGUGGGAUAAGUUGAGGACUACGUUGGAGGAAUGGGGAAGUGUUGUUCGGGGUGUCUGGUUUUGA